Messenger RNA from Toxorhynchites rutilus septentrionalis, 517 nucleotides. Its product is annotated as histone H3. The coding region runs from base 20 to 430 and encodes 136 amino acids. Gene Ontology annotation, cellular component: nucleosome. Lineage: Eukaryota; Metazoa; Arthropoda; Insecta; Diptera; Culicidae. The record is from RefSeq and is a predicted model, not a curated record. Gene Ontology annotation, molecular function: structural constituent of chromatin; protein heterodimerization activity; DNA binding. The transcript has a single exon.
UCUACUGAAAUCGUAAGCAAUGGCUCGUACCAAGCAGACCGCGCGUAAAUCCACCGGAGGAAAGGCUCCUCGCAAACAGUUGGCCACUAAAGCUGCUCGUAAAAGUGCUCCAGCUACCGGAGGAGUCAAGAAGCCACAUCGUUAUCGACCAGGAACCGUCGCUUUGCGUGAAAUUCGUCGUUAUCAAAAGUCGACUGAAUUACUGAUUCGUAAGCUUCCAUUCCAACGUUUGGUUCGUGAGAUCGCUCAGGAUUUUAAGACCGAUCUUCGCUUCCAGAGCUCGGCUGUUAUGGCUCUGCAGGAAGCAAGUGAAGCUUAUCUGGUCGGAUUAUUCGAAGAUACCAAUCUGUGUGCCAUCCAUGCCAAACGAGUCACCAUUAUGCCGAAAGACAUUCAAUUGGCUCGUCGUAUUCGUGGAGAACGCGCCUAAAUUUGACCUUCAUUCUCAACCAAACGGCCCUUUUCAGGGCCACUAACUUAUGCGAAAAGAGUUUGAGUAAGGUGAAUGAUUUUGGUU